Molecule: messenger RNA, 738 nt
Organism: Striga asiatica
Lineage: Eukaryota; Viridiplantae; Streptophyta; Magnoliopsida; Lamiales; Orobanchaceae
Source: the annotation of a GenBank genome assembly
AUGACGCUUAGCGUGUCGAAGAGGGAGAGGGAAGCUGCCGGGAUCUUGAAUUUCGAGUCCAUGUGUUGGUCCAUCGUGUUUCCUUGUAAAACGAACAUGACGGCCGAGAAAACGAUGCCCGUCGCCCAAACGGGGAGGAGGCGGAUAACUGACUUUAGCUCCUCGACUUGGGUUACCGUGCAGAGGCGCCACGGGUUGUCGUGGCCCGAUUUGAGGAUUAAUACACAAAGAAACCCAACCCGAAUUUCGAUUUUUCAAAUCGAACAUUCGACGAAAACUACAAAACACCAAAAGUACGUACCUGAACUUCUCCGUGUGCUCGAGCUUGCGGCUACCUUGAAUACUCGACGCGGCAUCGCUCGUCUCGUACAAAAGCGACCCGUCUUUCGGUACCUUCACGUUAAACUUCCUAAACGAAGCAACCAAGACUUGAAAAAUCCUCGUGAUCGGGCUGCCGCCGGGCCUUUGCAGUCGAUACAUUCCACUCCCGAACACAAAGAAGGCCACAGCCACGGCCAUGGCAGCUGCCGGAAUCCCGAAUCCCCAACCCCAACCGACAUUCAUCUGAACCCAAACAAGCACGGACGAGGCCACGAGGGCCCCAACGUUAAUCGAGAAGUAGAAAUAGUUGAAAAACGAGCUUUUUCGCUUCUUUUCCUUCGUGUCUUGCUCGUCAAACUGGUCGGCGCCAAAGGAGGAAACGCACGGCUUGAUGCCACCUGUCCCGAGCGCGAUUAG